Arabidopsis lyrata subsp. lyrata is the source of this 523-nucleotide messenger RNA. Its product is annotated as 60S ribosomal protein L29-1. The record is from RefSeq and is a predicted model, not a curated record. Gene Ontology annotation, molecular function: structural constituent of ribosome. The coding region runs from base 103 to 288 and encodes 61 amino acids. Gene Ontology annotation, biological process: cytoplasmic translation. Gene Ontology annotation, cellular component: cytosolic large ribosomal subunit; ribosome. Lineage: Eukaryota; Viridiplantae; Streptophyta; Magnoliopsida; Brassicales; Brassicaceae. The transcript has 3 exons.
ACUAAAAACCCUAAUCUCUAUCCCUAUAUAAACCUUUCCACACACCGACCAUUCCUCUCACAAGUCUGCAGCCGAUUCAUUCCCUAGGGUUCAUUAAUAGAGAUGGCAAAGUCAAAGAAUCACACGGCGCACAAUCAGUCUGCCAAGGCGCAUAAGAACGGAAUCAAGAAGCCAAGGAGGCACCGUCACACCCCAACCAGAGGAAUGGAUCCUAAGUUCCUGAGGAACCAGAGGUACGCAAGGAAGCACAACAUCAACGGUGGCGAGAAUGCUAGCGCUGAUGAGUAGAUCUUUUGAUCGUCUGAAAGACAUUUUAAGGUUUUUUAUGAAUUUCACUUUCUUAGACAAAAGAACCAAUGUACUACUUUCAGGGAUUGUGUCUAUUUCAGAUUCUCUUAUUUUGCAAAUUACUUAAUUUGAUGCAAUUCUUUCACUAUAUGUUUACGUAGACCUAGAAUCUGAAAGCUGAACUGGAUUUACAUAUUUAGGUUUGUGUAGCCUUACUUGAAUCAAUCUGGUAUUA